UUCAGUGUUAUAAAUAUAUAUUAUCGAUUUUUAUCAUAACAUCAUAGUACAUAAUGGUACUAUCAUUGACAAAAUCAAGAAUAAGAUAAAUUUUUAGAUAGAAAUAAUGUUUUUUAAGUUUACAUACAAAUAUCAAGGUUUAAUUUGUACUCAAAUAUGCUAUCUCCAAACCCCUACUGUCCUCUUUCUUCAAAGCGUGAAAAACAGAUUGAUACUUUAAAAGUUUUUAAUGAAAAUGUUACAGAAAUUAAUCCAGGAAAAGAAUACUCUGUUGAAUUUAACACCAAAGCUGGAAAACUUAGAUUUCUUAUAGAAUUAAGUGCAGAUUUUCCAUUAAAUAAACCUGAAAUCACUGUUUCACCAUGCAUUAUUCAUAAAUGGGUAGAUAAUUCAGGAAAAAUUGUGAGAGCCCCUGGCCUUAUUAAUUACUCUAUUCACUCUGACUUAGGAAGAGUAGUUCAAGUAAUUAGACGUGAAUUUGAGUUAGAUCAAUCAUUAGAAUUAGCAAAUAAUACUAACAGUUUUUCAGUAAUUUCAAGCUUUUUGAAUGAUACAGUUACUACCCUUAGUAAUGAUAUGGAAUUUCGUAGUUUAACUAAUUUAACAUCAGCUGAACUAUUAAGACUAAAUAGUGAUGUUGACUGCCUAGAUGAAUUUAUUUCAGAGUUACCUUCAAUUGAAGCUUCCAAUAAAGCUAUAGAAAAUACUAUUACUAAAGUUAUGGAUCUUGCAAAUUCUAAUAUAUCAAAAGAAAAACCAAUAGAUAUCUUAAAAUUAGAAAUAUCAAAACAGUUGGAAAAAAUUGAAUUAUCACAAAAAUCGUAUUCUGAAUUAACUAUUAAGUAUGCUAAAUUGUCAGAGAAAUAUCUACCUAAAUCAAUAUCGAAUAAUUUAAAAGAAGCUGCAUUAAAAUGUGAUGAAGAGAGUGAACGAAUAGCUGAACAAUUUUUAUCUGGAAAAAUGGACUGUGAUAUGUUUUUACAAAUAUACUUAAAUUCAAGAACUUUGUCAUAUACUCGGAAAGCUAAAGAAGAGAGACUCAGUUAUCAAUUAAAACAACUUAAAGAUGCAGGUUUUUAAGUUCCUAUUGAACAGUUAAAGUAAAUGAGUUUAGCUUCAGUUACAUUAAUACAAGUUAAAUAUUAUAGUAAAUAUAUCUUAUUAGUGAUAAAUAAAUAUAAGUAGUGUUAUUUAGAAACUUUAAGCUAUCAUGUUAUUAUAAGUAA
Molecule: messenger RNA, 1226 nt
Organism: Daktulosphaira vitifoliae (grape phylloxera)
Lineage: Eukaryota; Metazoa; Arthropoda; Insecta; Hemiptera; Phylloxeridae
Gene: Vsp37A
Product: vacuolar protein sorting-associated protein 37A
Exons: 8
Coding region: 157-1080 (307 amino acids)
Biological process (GO): ubiquitin-dependent protein catabolic process via the multivesicular body sorting pathway; protein targeting to vacuole; protein targeting to membrane
Cellular component (GO): ESCRT I complex
Source: RefSeq, a predicted model, not a curated record